Molecule: messenger RNA, 1407 nt
Organism: Didymosphaeria variabile
Lineage: Eukaryota; Fungi; Ascomycota; Dothideomycetes; Pleosporales; Didymosphaeriaceae
Exons: 1
Coding region: 1-1407 (468 amino acids)
Cellular component (GO): mitochondrion
Molecular function (GO): crossed form four-way junction DNA binding; Y-form DNA binding; flap-structured DNA binding
Source: RefSeq, a predicted model, not a curated record
AUGUCUCCCGCGAAUAGCUUCUUCCCGCUGUUCCUGACGAAGAAGGGCCCAACCGUCAGGGCAAUGCAAGAGGUGCUCCAGCGCAUUGGAGAAGCUACAACAGGCACCAAAGACGUGGUGCAAAACCGUCUCCUCGCCAAGGCUUUGUGCAACAAGAUGCCAUGUUCAAUCUUACGCGACGGCAGGGAUAAGAAACCUAGGAUCUUGUCCAUCGACAUGGGAAUCAAAAAUCUUGCCUAUUGCGUGGCAGAUGUCGAGAAGCCUACACCCACCCGUGACAGCACGCACAUGAAUAUCCGCACCUGGUGUCGGCUAGAUCUCAGUGAAGCAUUUCGGGACUACUCGCUGGGUGGGGAUCAGAAGAGUCUUGCGAAAGAAGCAGCUUUGGAAGGUCGGGAAGAUGAGGACCUUUAUACGCCGCAAAGCUUAUCGCGAAUGGCGUAUUGGUUUUUGCGCAAGAUCUUGUCUGACUGGAGUCCCGAUAUCAUUCUCAUUGAGCGACAAAGGUGGCGUAGCUCGGGGAGCCCUACGAUACAGCAAUGGACGGUACGAGUUAACACGCUGGAGGCCACUAUGUGGGCGGUGAUGGAGACGUUGAAGAGCGAACGCAUGAAGUUCUUGGAAUGGCAGAUGUAUGCUGUAGACCCCAAGCGCGUGGGACACUUCUGGCUCAAUGGUGUGACGCCGGCAGCGGAGCCGAAGUCUGCGCGAGCGAGUAAGAAGAAGGCCUCGAAGUCUUCCACCAAAUCUGAGGAGGAUGAAGAAGAUAUUGGGAAAUCCGAAGAUGAAGAAGCAGGAAGCACCAAGAAGCUCACCCGCGGAAAAGCGGAGAAGAAAGCAAAGAUCCAGCUUCUACGCUCCUGGCUCGACUCAGACAACCCAUCCACCACGUUGUCCGCUAGCAGCAACCUCGCAAAUUCCGAAAACGCCUAUCCCAACAUAUCCUUCACAUUCUCCCACAAGGAACGGAUGGCGUCCCCAACAGGCUACGGCGCUGACGCCACGCGACAAGCUCUGCUCUACGCAACCGACAAACCUUUUGAAAGGGCGAGAAGAACCGCAUACUACAAGGCUUACGUGAGCAAGGUAGACGACAUAACUGAUUGCUUCCUGCAAGCCGCGGCGUGGGUCGCUUGGGGAGAGAAUCUGAGGAAUCUAAGACCGGAGGUGAAUGAGUUGAAGGCGCAGGUUGAGGGAAAGCUUGGGCGGAAGAUGAAUGUGCCCUGGCAUUUGGCGGAUGCUGUGAAGGAGCUGCAGGAAAAGGGUCCAGAGACGAAUGGGCCAGACGGGGAGGUCGUGAAGAAAACAUCAAACGCUAGAAAGACAAAGAUGUUGAAGACCAAAGGGGCAGCGUCGAUGGCGACGCUGAACAAACAGACAAAGGCCAAGAACAAAGCCAAUCGAUGA